CGAGGGAGCCCUGCGAGUUCUCGGUGGCUCCGCCUCACACACUGACACACACAUGCAUUCACACUGGGACAUUAGCACACAACUUCCCACAUGGAUGAUCAGACUCACUGUGCCAGAGGCUAGGAGAAGGAGCCGGGGGACAUGUUGCAGCUCAGCUCUCUGCUGCUAUUUUAACACAGCCAGACUUCCAGCCAGUGAAACUCCUGGACACCUCCAGCCUACAGCAGUACACAAUUGCACAUCUAAAACCCUGGCUCAGCACAGUGACUGAAAAAGAAGUCAGGAUCUUUUAACAGCAGAAAAUACUUGGAUAUGGACCCCCCUUCCCCUGUGGAAGGAUGGGGCUCAGCUUGAACGACUGCUGCAUAGACUCGGCUAAGCCCCAUUAAAAGAUACUGAGCCCAAUUUCCAAGAUACAAAACCAGAACUGGUAGAAAAAAUUAUGGAGAAGAGCGCUGCUGCAUCAGUCAGGCGCGAUGUUGCCCUGCCCCCGACGGGACAGGAGAUCCAGGAGAGGGGCCAGUGGGAAAGCAAGCUGGAGUUCCUGCUGGCUGUUGCUGGACAGAUUGUUGGUUUGGGCAACGUGUGGAGGUUCCCCUACCUGUGCUACAAAAAUGGAGGAGGUGUCUUCCUCAUCCCCUAUGUCCUGUUCCUGUUUACCUGUGGGAUCCCCCUGUUCCUGCUGGAGACGUCUCUGGGGCAGUACACCAGCCAGGGGGGCAUCACUGGCUGGAGGAAGAUCUGCCCCCUGUUUGAAGGACUGGGCUAUGGGGGUCAGUUGAUUGUCCUCUAUUCCACCAUCUAUUACAUCAUCAUCCUGGCCUGGGCCUUCUUCUACCUGUUCUCCUCCUUCAGUGCCGAGCUGCCCUGGGCCAGCUGCAGAAACACCUGGAACACAGACACCUGCAUGGAUUUUGAUAAGCAGAACCAGACAGCUAACUGGACGGCCCUGGAUAAUGCCACCUCACCUGUGAAGGAGUUCUGGGAGAGGAGGGUGCUGACUAUCUCCGGUGGGAUUGAUGAGGUGGGCAGUCUGCGCUGGGAGCUGGCGCUGUGCCUCCUGCUGUCCUGGGUCAUCUGUUACUUCUGUGUGUGGAAGGGUGUGCGGUCCACAGGGAAGGUGGUGUACUUCACAGCCACUUUCCCCUAUGUGAUGCUGGUGGUGCUGCUGGCCCGAGGACUCACCCUGCCUGGAGCCAUUGGAGGCAUCAUCUUCUACCUCUACCCUGACCCAGCCCGGCUCGCCGACCCACAGGUGUGGAUGGACGCAGGGACUCAGAUCUUCUACUCCUACGCCCUGUGUCUGGGUUGUCUGAUGGCUCUGGGCAGCUAUAACAAGUACAACAACAACUGCUACAAGGACUGCGUCUACCUGUGCCUCCUGAACAGUGGUACCAGCUUUGUGGCUGGAUUUACCAUCUUCUCUGUGUUGGGCUUCAUGGCGUAUGAGCAGGGAGUGGACAUCUCGCUGGUGGCUGAGUCAGGUCCUGGUCUGGCGUUCAUUGUGUACCCGCGUGCGGUGGCCAUGAUGCCUCUACCCCAGCUCUGGGCCGCCUGCUUCUUCCUCAUGAUCAUCCUCCUGGGGCUGGACAGCCAGUUUGUCGGGCUGGAGUCCCUGGUCACAGCGAUCUCGGACCUGUACCCCUCAUUCUUCCACAGAGGGCAUCGCCGGAAGAUCCUGCUGCUGGGGAUCAGUGUGGUCAGCUUCUUCGCCGGGCUGCCCAUGGUCACAGAGGGAGGGAUGUAUGUCUUCCAGCUGUUCGAUUACUACGCCUGCAGCGGGAUGACAAUCCUACUUAUCGCCAUCCUGCAGUCUGUGUGUGUCGGCUGGGUGUACGGUGCUGACCGUCUCUAUGACAACAUUGAGGACAUGAUUGGCUAUCGGCCCAGGCCUCUGAUUAAGUACUGCUGGCUCUACAUCACCCCGGUCAUCUGCACAGGUACCUUCAUCUUCUCCCUGGUCAAGUACACGCCUCUGAAGUUCAAUAACACCUAUGAGUACCCCUGGUGGGGCUAUGCGGUUGGCUGGUACUUCACCCUCUCGUCCACUCUCAUGGUCCCCCUCUGGAUGGUUUAUAAAAUGCUUUUGACCCCAGGGACACUGAGACAGAGACUGGACCUUCUCUGCCAGCCCUCUGAAGACCUGCUCUUCUCCAGGAAGCAGCAGGAAGCCUUCUGCCCUCUGACUGCUGACCCCUCCAGGUGUGCUGGGAAGUGCAUUCCACAUGGUGACAGCAGGCCAACAGACUUCACCCAGGACUCUGGACCUCUGUAGAACCCCUGCCUAUGACUCUUUAUGUGCUGGAACACAACAGGGCUCAUCAAGGGUUUGCUGAGGCUGUAUGCUUUAAUUCACAAUUUUGAGGUGUGUGGUAACUGAGUUUUGACUAGUGCCAAAUGAUUCAGAUGAUGUUAUUUUUUCCAUCCCAGGAAGAGCCGAGGCUGCGGCCUUUAUUACGAAAAGUGUAUCUGGCACAGUGACUGUCAAACACUAAGACACAAUACAGCCAGGCUCACCAGUGGCCAUGGAAAGUUGAAAACAGUCCUGUCUAAAGAAAACAUCGCUGGCAUCAUUUACAGCCGAGAGCUUUCACUGCCCUUAUCUAUUUGAAAACUGUAACUCCAGAAUUACAGCUCAGUCAGGCUUAUGAGGAGAACGUAUUGAUCAGUAUUGAUCGCACCAAUCAGACAAGAUGGGACAGGGAGGAGCGGCCAUACUGAAGUGUCCCUGGGAGGCUGACACUAAGCUGAGCCUAUGUAGGCUGAGCCAGUGACAUCGCUGGACUCGAGCCUGGCAUGGAGGUGUUAAGUCACCUGAAAGUACCUCUGUGCCAAGACCUACAACACUAAAAGGUGCUUUACUAACCUAAAUUAAAGAGUUCUCUAGCCGAUGUGAAUGUUUGGGAGGGGAUGGGGAGGAGAGCUCACCUGUGUCUUUUCUUCACUUCACUGCUGGACUGACAGAUGGAUCAAUUCUACAGUGUACGAAACCUGCUCUUACCUCCAGCACCACCCUGAGUGCGAGUUACAGCUAGGGUUAAAUCAGGGGUGACAUCACUCUGGCCCUGGAGUUGCUCAAAAGGUCACAAGCAAGGCUGUAUUUUUAGACUGUCUGAAAGUGUAACCUUGACAUUAAAGUUGACAAAGAGAGGUAUUCAAAAACUCCCUUUGUGAAUUCAUCCUGCAUUGAACUAUACAGUACAGUAUAUUCAAUAUUUGAAUAUAUAAAUAAAGAAAAUCCUUAGAAUGAAGGCAAUAUAAAGACAUUCUGUAAAACAUUAUAUGAUUUACUGUAAUUUGAGUCAAAUUACUAAAUAAAUCAGAAACUUUGUCAUCUUGUACUGGAAAUCUGAAAAAAAUCUAGGAGCUUAUGAUGCUUGUUGGUUCACAGAUUGAGAGAGGUGAUCUUAAUUAAAGUUCUACACAAAUUAAAAUGCAGUAGUUGGGCUAUAACCACAACACUCUCCAGAUCCUGAA
Molecule: messenger RNA, 3477 nt
Organism: Lepisosteus oculatus (spotted gar)
Lineage: Eukaryota; Metazoa; Chordata; Actinopteri; Semionotiformes; Lepisosteidae
Product: sodium- and chloride-dependent GABA transporter 2-like
Biological process (GO): sodium ion transmembrane transport
Cellular component (GO): plasma membrane
Molecular function (GO): gamma-aminobutyric acid:sodium:chloride symporter activity
Source: RefSeq, a predicted model, not a curated record